Purpureocillium takamizusanense is the source of this 1886-nucleotide messenger RNA. RefSeq lists its product as uncharacterized. The record is from RefSeq and is a predicted model, not a curated record. The transcript is spliced from 2 exons. Lineage: Eukaryota; Fungi; Ascomycota; Sordariomycetes; Hypocreales; Ophiocordycipitaceae. The coding region runs from base 447 to 1544 and encodes 365 amino acids.
ACCACCACCACCACCACCAGCAGUCGUGGCCAGCCUGCUCUACUGCCUGCUUAUUCGACUUUUUCCCCCUCGUCUCUCUUUUCCCUCCCUUUCGCCCCCCAGGCUGCGAUCCCUCCUUGCAUUCGUUUGUGCAGUCGGUAUUUGGUUCCCACCAUUCGCUCGCUCGCUCGCUGCCCGACGCAGGCACACGACUCUCGUUUCUACCCUUCUAUUUUUUCUUUCUUUUUAUGCUGCCUCGCUGUCCAUCAUCGUCUUUCCUUGCCCGUUUAGUUUGGACUCUGCCCGACACGAAACGCGGAACCGCCCGAGACACGACCGUUUUGACUGCCGAGCCGCAUCGUUGAGAGAGCAGAGACAGAUCGAGAGACACACAGACGGAAGAGACUCAAAGGACGGACGGACAGACAACCCGGUCAAGUCAGACAGACAGACGAAUCGGCCCCGUCAUGGCACCCGAGACGUCGACCCAGACCGACACCCGGGCCGAGGCCGUGUCGCCCGUCACGAGCACGGCGACAUCUACGCCGCCGCUGUCGCUGCCGCUACCGCACCAACAGCAACAGCAACAGCCCGCGCACGACCACUUUGCCCCCGCGAUGCCGCCCAAGGCGGCCGCCCAGCAGCAGCCGUACGUCAUGUACCCGUCGUCGUACGGAGAGCACUACGUGCCCUACGAGCAGAGCCGGCAGGCCGACAUGCUGCAUCAGGGCGCCGCCGCCGCCCAGGUCGUGGCCCCGCGCAUCAUCGUCCCCGAGACCAAGUCGUGGCGCAUCACAAAGGACGUCAUGCACGUCCUCGCCAUGGUUAUUAGCAUUGCGGGCAUCGGCAUCGGCAUCUCCAUCGCCCGCGACAGCUACUCCGGCCUGCUGGGCACCCUCGUCAGCGUCCCCAUUUUUGGCGUCGCCCUCAUCUGGAGCCUCGCCGAGAUGAUCACCCGCGCCACCACGCACUGGGGCCCCGGCAUCCAUCCCGGCGCGCACGUGGGCGUGUGCCUGAUCCUGUGGAUCGCCGCCGUCAUCGCGGGCGGCUGCUGCGCGACCGUCGUGGGCAUCGCCGACGCCGACUGCGACUCGUCGUACCGCAGCUCGUACCGCUACUACGACGAGAGCUGCUACUACGGCAGGACGCGCGGGCGGUUCCUCGGCCUCGCCAUCCUGCUCCUGGUGCUCUUCGUGGCCGAGUUCGUCCUCUUCGUCGGCGGCUGCAUCGACACGCACAAGCGCAACAAGGCCCGCGCCGGCGCGCCCGUCAUGAUUGUCGCCCAGCCCGGCAUGUACCCGCAGGCCAUGAUGCAGCAGCAGCAGCAGCAGCAGCAGCAGCAGCAUCCACCCCAACAGCCCAUGUCCCAGCAGUACUUUGCGCCUCCGCAGGCGUACCACCCGCAGCAGCAGUAUGUCGCCGUGCCGCCCCCCGCGGAGGCGCCGGCGGACCAUGCCCGUACCGCGCCCCAGGACUCCGAGCACGCCCGGGGCAAGCAGCCUCAGGGAGCGCAGCCGGGCAUUACCGAGUUUUACUCGCCAUCGGGGCCCGGCCAGGCGGUGUGAGGGAGGAGGCUUUAUGUGAUUUUUUUUAUUUAUUUUUUUGCAUGUUGCUUCAUGACGAGCAUCUGGACAUUUUGAAGACAUUUGCCGUAGCAGGAACAGCAGCAGCAGCAGCAGCCACGACGGCAUGGAUGAGGCAAUCGCAUGCGUCGCUGAUAGAUCACGCACGCAGAUAUAAUGUAUACCCAGCAGAUGAGCUACCCGCGCUUCUAAACCUAUUUACUCGCAUAUAAUAGUCAAUUCAACGGCCAUCGACGACGAGAUGCAGCCACGGCGGCAGUUGGUGAUGGACAAUCUCAACGCAGUACUUACAGCUGGUGCUGCCCUCUCUAUAUAAGGUAGUGU